GUCAGGACAGUAUGGCAGGCUGGACUGUGUGGAUCCUCGUCAUGUGCAUAGUGCUGACUGGGAUAGGUGAGCUAUCGUGCAGAGCUACCAUUUUAUUAUGAAUAGUGUUUGACAGUUUGUCUUGUUUUAAUCUUAAUUUGGUAUUGAGCAUUGAAGAGAUUCUCAACAACCUUCCUGUGGUUUCACUUGGCUAUUUUACUAAUUCAUAAAAUAGCCGGAGACAAAGACAUUUUCUACUCGAGAAAAUCAAUAACACUUGCUGAUAUAAGAGACAAAAUGAAUCAUACUUGUUAUCCAAGUAAUGCUAAACUGUUUAGAGGUGUGUUUUCCUGUGGUCACUUAACUGAUUUAAGGAGUCUAGAGUUUCAUAUAUGGAAUUUAACAGUUGUGCACAUUACAGGACAAAAGACUGAAAAAUGCCUUUUGUGACUUCCAUCAGUGUUUGGAGGGGCAAAAGUCACUUUUACAUACAUUAUAUUAGUAUUAUGUUAUAUUUACAUAUAUUAUUAUUGAUACAUGUAUGCAUGUAUACAUAUGCACAAAGUGUAGCCACAGAUUUUCCUUUAAUAUACCCAAGUUUUGUUCUGUAUGACUUUGAAUUCAGAUAUCUAGUACAUUCACAGCCGUUAAAAAGAUGAGAUUUGAGUUGGACCAUCCAAGUAUAAAAAAAACACAUACCUUCCUUAUAAAUUGGAAUAUCUAUGUUUAUUCACACCAGUUCCCCCUCUUCUUUGUUAGGGGUUACCUUGAAAGGCCAAGCAGUAAACCCCUAAUAGUUUAGCACAAUAGUAAAGUAGUUUCUGACAACAUACCGGUCCUGACAACAUAACUGCGUUAAUCUGUUUGUUGUCAUGGUCAAAAGAAAACAUGGUACUGUGGUCUUAAGACUAUGAAGUGAGAAGAAAGAUGCAAGUUAACCAGUCAAAAAACUGAAGCACACAAGUUAAGUUAGGUCUUAAGUCGGGCCUAUGACCUCAAGUUUUCACCAACAUAAAGUAAAAAUAACUUUUUGCACUCUGAGCAUAGUGCAUGUGUGCCUUGGUUUGCACUGUAGAGCAUUGCAAACUCAUUUCAUUUGUGUUAAACUCUGUUCACCCAUUAGCGAAACCAUUUUAGCAGCACUGUUCUUUGUAAAAACCUUUGCAAAACUAAAACAAGAAUAUGCCCUGAAUAUGAGUAGAAUAUGUGAUAGUGAUCUAUUUCAAUCCAUCAGACAGUACGUACAUUCAGUAGGGUUUGAAAAAACUGCUUCUCUCAAGCACCACCUUGUGUCCAUAUGCACUCAUUUCACUUUUCUACACAGCAUGAUUGACUUAAACAUAUAAGAAACACAAAUAUUAAGGGUUUAAAGAUGGAAGUAAUACAUGUGUUCCUUUUUUUUUCACAGGGUCAAAGGCUCAGGGUAAGUUUGUCACAAUUCACUCCACUUGGCUAUGUAGUUGCCCUUAGUGAUGAAAAAUACCAAAACUUGCAGUGCAACGACAAUGAAUAUACAGAAGCAGCUCAGAAAGAUUGAAAUGCCCCCCAAAGUUUUUUUUUUCAAUAAUUUAAUUAAAAGAGUAAAAUUUUCAUAUAUUCUACAUUCAUCACACACAAAGUGAAAUAUUUUGAGACUUUUUUGUUUGAAUCUUGAUGAAGUCACGUAAAUCAAAAAUCCACUUUCUCAAAAAAAAGAAAACAACUAUCCAAUAAAUAAAAAAAUUGUGAUGUAGCAUGAGAGUGAUCAGUCUGUGUCUCUGCUGAGGUGUUAUAGAAGUCCAGGUUGCUUUAAUAUCUUCUUCAGCUUCUUCAACCAAAGUAAUAUCAUGGUCAGUAAACCAGUUUCUGGUAGUUUUGGCAGGUACCAGGAAAAGAAAACCUAAACCUCCAUGAAGCUUCCCAGCAGAUACAAGCAUGAAGAGCUCUAAAAUCUCUUGGUAAACUUCAGGCUGUGUUGACUCUGUACUUGAUAAAACCCAGUAGACAAAUAGAGGGAGAUGACAUGGCACUCUGAAUUAUCACAGACUGCAGGGACCUCAUGCUGGACUUGAAGCAUCUUGAAUUCUGAGCCUUCCCUAUCUUCCUCCUGGGACCUUAAUUUCCAAAUGCGAUGCAAAAUUUACUUUCUUCUGAAACCGGACUCUGGACCACUGAGCAACAGUCCAGCUCUUUUUCUUCUUCGCCCAGGUGCGAUUGAGAGAAUAAGUAAACCUUUGCAGAUGUUCAGAGUACAUCAGCUGAUAAGAGCUCUCUGUUUUGAGAAAGUGCUUUUUUUUUAUUUUAAUGAGUUUUAAGCCGAAAUCCUCAAGAUUCAAACAACAAAAAAACAUAUGAGAUGAAUCUAGAAUAUACGGAAGUUUGACUUGCUGAAUUAAAUUAAACUUUUUCGGGACAUUUUAAUUUGUUUGAGCUGCGCCUGUUUUAUCAUAAAUGCAGAAAAUCAGCCUGAUAUAGAUUUCUAUGUGCUCUGACAGACUGUGGAGUGGCUCCCCUGAACACAAAGAUAGUAGGUGGGGAGAAUGCUACUGCUGGGUCCUGGCCGUGGCAGGUCAGCAUGCACUUUGGAUCAAGUGGUAGUCGACAGCACAUCUGUGGAGGGACCCUAAUCAGUGACCAGUGGGUCCUCACAGCAGCUCACUGCAUCUUUACGUAAGAGAAACUCAUCAGAUCCUGUUUCAUUUCUUGAAAAAAAUACAAUUAGGAUGCUUCAUAAACACCAAGUUUAGAAAAUAUGCAUCACAUGCACAUGCACCUGUGUUAGAAAGCUUUGUUAAAGGUGUGAAACCAUAUGACUAAAAACACUUUGCUAACACACAUUUGGAAAGUGUAGUAACUCCCUAGUGUCAACAAGUCCAUGUUUAAAGUAAAGAAAACUCAUCGACCUCCACUUGAAAAAUGGAUUUAAGGAUUAAAUACUUUUACUUGAGUUGAAGUGAGGCUUUAUACGGUACACUCGGGUAAAUGAUUGAAUGAUAUUCCUGGUUCAGAGGGUUGAAAGUGUUGUAUGUGAAUAAAUAAAGGAGAAUAGGUUAGCUCAGAACGGCAAUUUGUUAUGCUUAUGAUGUUUGUUUCGAGAUUGUGCUUCUAAUAGAGACCUUAUGAGCCCUUUAAAUACAUAGAAAGUAAUGGUAAUCUGAUAGCCAUGUUAGCUUAGAGUGUACUGGACUAUGUUUGCACAGGAAUCAAACAGGUGGGUUCUCCUGAAACACAGUGCUAUGACUUAACAUGGGUUUAUUUCAUCCUUUACUCAGAACCUCAACUCCUCCAUGGGUCCUCUACAUGGGGAGAGAGACUCAGAGCGGCCCCAACGUGAACGAGGUGAGAAGCACUGUGUCCCAGAUCAUUCUUCACCCUGACUACAACAACACCUUGUUCAACAAUGACAUCGCCCUCAUGAAGCUAAGUAGUCCUGUCACUUUCACCGACUACAUCCGACCUGUCUGCUUGGCGAGUAACUCCAGUCAGUUCCACAACUCCACUUCCUGCUGGGCCACCGGCUGGGGCAGACUUGGAAAGGACGGUGAGUUUCAGGCCAUGCUGAGGUAGAAUUAGCACUCUAGUUCGGAAAUAUCUCAUGAUCUUUUGUUCUGACAUUUCACCGGAGUAAAGACACAAUUCAAUGUUUAAAAAUUUGAAGUUUCUACGUUUCUCCCACAGAGCCCAACCAAGCUUUUGAUAGUCUCCAGGAGGUUCAGAUUCCUGUCAUCGGAAACAAUCAGUGCACUUGCAACUACAUCCCAGAACCAGCAGCAAACAUCACAGACAGAAUGAUGUGUGCCGGGCAGGAGAACAAAGGAGUCUGUCAGGUUGGAAAACAACAUCUUAUUGCGCUUUUCAAAUAAUAGAUGGACAGACUUACUAAACUUCUAUUUCUCCUAUAAUUUGGAAUUAUUCUCAUCAAGCAUAAGAUUUCUGUUCUAAUCUCAUUUUUAGCCAAUAUCUAGUUAUAAUGUAAACUUUGUUGUUUCCUACAAUAAUUUUAUCGUCACAAAGAAAUGUGGCAUAUCAAGUUUUGGUAACACUUUAUUUGAGGCCUAUCUCUAUAACGCAUUAUAAAUAUAUGUAUAAUGUGUUAUAAUCACAUUAUAACACUGUAUAGCUAUAGUUACAAACACUCAUAAAUGACCAUAAUGCUUUAUAGCAAUAAUCAUAACACAUGAUAAGGCAUUUUAUCAUGACUUACAAGGUCAGGUAUUAUAAUGUGUUAUAACUGUUCACAACAUUUGAUCAUUUAUGAGUGUUUAUGACUAUAGUUAUACAGUGCUAUAACAUGAUUAUAAUGCAUUAUACAUAUAUUUAUAAUGCGUUUUAGUGAUAGGCGUCGAAUAAAGUGAUACCCAAGUUUUAUUCUGUACAGUAAUUUUAAAUUUUGUUGUACACUAGGGGGACUCUGGUGGACCUUUGCAGUGUAAACAAAGUUCAAAGUGGAUCCAGGCUGGCAUUAGCAGUUUUGGAGUACCUUGUGCCUUGGCUGGUUUCCCAGAGGUUUUUGCCCGAGUUUCUGAAUUCCAGGAAUGGAUCACGGAUAAUGCGGCGGGGGCGACUAUUAGCUUUGUGACAUUCACUUCCAGUGGCACUGACCCAGACAACAACUUUUCGUGUCGAGUUGAUACAAGCUCUGAGACAUCAAGAGCUGCUGGUGGGGUCACAUUGUUUACCAUCAUCACUGCGCUCCAGCUCCUCAAAUGGCUUCUAUAGCACUGUUUGCACUCUUCAUAUUUUUAUAUCUAAGAUUCUUGUGUUGUAUCAUUUGAAUGAUUUUAUAUGAUCUAAGCACUAAUACACAGGAGCUAUGGAGCCCUUGAAUGUUUGAAGUUGUUUUUCUGUUGCACUAUACUUCUACGUUGCACUAUAGUUAUUGUUAUUACCCGUUUACCUGUUUUAAUAAUGUAACACUAUUAAAACGGGCAUCUUGUAUAACUUGCCUUUUAUUUGUUUAUGCUAUGUGUCAACAAACUAGAUAGUUUUGUAACCCGUAAUGAUAAACAUGUAUAUACAUGUACAGUACAUAGAUAUAUAGCCAAAGACUUGUUUUGCCCAAUCAGUGACAAUAGGUUUACUGAAAGAAGAUUUAUUACCUGAUUAAAAUAAAAAAAAAUACAAAAAAAUA
Xyrichtys novacula (pearly razorfish) is the source of this 5089-nucleotide messenger RNA. The record is from the annotation of a GenBank genome assembly. NCBI's taxonomy places the organism in Eukaryota, Metazoa, Chordata, Actinopteri, Labriformes, Labridae.